GCUCCAGCCCGGGCAGGUGGAGGGGUUCUCAGAGCGGCCGGUAGCGAGAGGCGCCUCCGACAGGGCGAGGCCAAGGGGGGCUGCCUGCCCCGCCCCGGGUGCGCGGCCCAGUUUCAUCAUGACAACAGAGAAGAGUCUAGUGGCUGAGGCUGAGAAUCCUAAGCAGCAGCAAAAAGAGGAGGAGGUAGCUGCUGAAACACAGAAGCAAGAGGCUUCUUUGGGCGAGGCUUCCCAACAGGCAUCUGAGGGGCAUAAUCAAACAAGACAGAAACAGAAGGCAUCCAACGGUGAUACCCCCACACACGAAGACCAGAGCAAGAACAAAGAGCGCUGCACUUCUGAGAGUCGGGGACUGUCACGCUUUUUUUCAUCAUUUCUCAAAAGGCCAAAGUCUCAAGUUUCUGAAGAGGGAAAAGAAGUGGAGACUCCACAAGAGAAAGGUGAAGGAGGUCAGAAAGAAACAGAUCUAGAAUCCAGUCCUGAUGAAGAAAUCCUACUGAAGGCCCCAAUAGCAGCUCCUGAACCUGAACUCAAGACUGAUCCAUCUUUAGAUCUUCAUUCACUAAGCAGCGCAGAAACACAGCCUGCUCAGGAGGACAGGAGAGAAGAUCAAGACCCAGAGAGCAGAGACCUUGAGAUUAAGGAAGGAGACGGAGUGCAGGAAGAGUGUUCCAAGGCAGAGUUGAAAAGAGAGAACCCUGAGACAAAGGCAGACCAAGAAUUAAAAGCCACCCAGAAAUCAGUAAGAAGACACAGAAAUAUGUACUGCAAGGUUUCCUUGCUGGAUGACACUGUUUACGAGUGUGCUUUGGAUAAACAUGCCAAGGGUCAGGAUCUGCUUAGAAAAGUAUGCGAGCACCUCAAUCUUCUGGAAGAAGACUACUUUGGACUGGCCGUAUGGGACACUCCAACUUCCAAGACAUGGUUGGAUUCUGCCAAAGAAAUAAAAAAGCAGGUUCAUGGAGGCCCCUGGAACUUUACAUUCAAUGUAAAGUUUUAUCCACCAGAUCCAGCACAGCUGACAGAGGAUAUAACAAGGUAUUAUUUGUGUCUUCAGCUUAGACAUGACAUUGUUACAGGGCGUCUUCCUUGUUCCUUUGCGACACUGGCCCUGCUGAGUUCUUACACAGUCCAAUCUGAAUUGGGAGAUUAUGACCCAGAGUUACAUAGUGCAGAUUAUGUCAGUGAGUUUAAACUGGCCCCAAACCAGACAAAGGAACUUGAAGAAAAAGUCAUGGAACUACAUAAAACGUACAGAUCCAUGACUCCAGCCCAAGCAGACCUUGAAUUUCUUGAGAAUGCGAAAAAGCUAUCUAUGUAUGGAGUUGACCUUCACCAAGCCAAGGACUUGGAGGGAGUUGACAUCAUUCUGGGAGUCUGUUCCAGUGGCCUUCUCGUCUAUAAAGAUAAACUGAGAAUCAACCGCUUUCCUUGGCCCAAAGUGCUGAAGAUUUCCUACAAACGCAGCAGCUUCUUCAUUAAGAUCCGACCAGGGGAGCACGAACAAUAUGAAAGUACCAUUGGAUUCAAACUACCUAGUUAUCGGGCAGCUAAGAAACUGUGGAAAGUCUGUGUUGAACAUCACACUUUUUUCAGGCUAACUUCCCCUGAAGCACUUCCCAAGAGGAGAUUCCUGGCACUGGGCUCUAAAUUCCGUUAUAGUGGACGGACGCAGGCCCAGACAAGACAAGCUAGUGCCUUGAUUGACAGACCUGCUCCACAGUUUGAACGAACAGCAAGUAAACGGGCAUCUAGAAGCCUUGAUGGAGCUAAACAUGCAUCUCAAAAAAUUGAGGUCAGACCUAUAUUGGAGGAGAAGCAGGAGGAUGUGGUGAUGGUUGAGAUUCCAGAAUCAAAACCUGUGGAACAGUUCGGAGAGAAGCCAGCCAAACAUACUUUUGAAAAUAUUGAGAUGAAACCAAUAGCAGAAGAAGAGGAAGAGGAGAAAGUGGAGGUGUUUAAGGUUACUGUUCCAGAAUCAAAAUUAAUGGAACCGUUUCAAAAACAGCCAGUUAUACAUGUCCUUGAAAAUAUUGAGAUACGCCCAAUAGACAAAGAUGAGGAGGAAGAGAAAGUGAUGAUGAUGAAAGAUCUAGAACUAGAACCCAAAUUUCUGGAACCAGUCCAAAAGGAGUCAGCAGUAACGGUAGUUACACCUGACCGAAGCCCACAGCCCACCUCUGCACCAGCCGUUGCUCAGAGACAUACUGAACCUACCCCACCAACUGCAUCAGAUACCAAGGAAAUAGUAGUAGUCUCUAAAGUGGAGAAGGAAGCUGUGGAAACUGAGGGAAAGCAUGAAGAAAUGCUACCCGAGAAGGUGAAGAUGGAACCAUCUGAAGUGGCCAAGGUGGGGAAAACGCACAGCGAGGUCACAUUGCCUACCACAAAUGGUGACCAGCCCCAGCAGCCUGCAGAAAAAGAGGAAGAGCCGAUCAGAAUGAGGAAGAAAAGAUCAAAGAAACUAGAUGGUGAAAACAUUUAUAUCAGGCAUAGCAAUUUAAUGUUGGAGGAACUAGAUAAAACUCAAGAAGAAAUAAAGAAACAUCAUGCUAACAUCAGUGAGCUGAAGAAGAACUUUAUGGAGUCCGUCCCUGAGUCCCGGCCUAGUGAAUGGGAUAAGCGCCUGUCUACUCACUCCCCCUUCAGAACAUUUAACGUCAAUGGACAGGUCCCCACCGGAGUGGAAGGAGUCAAGAAAGCCACUCUCCUGUCCUCUGAAAGAAGGGUUGGUGGGCCAGAGAGUCUGUGUGACUUUCCCCCCAAAACGGAUGUGGAUGCAGUGACAGAGAGGAAAAGUACUGCCCCUGACUUUGAAUUGGUGGGCCCAGAGCAUUCAGUAGCCUGUAGUGAGAACCAAAUGUCAACUCCACCAGAGUCUUUACAAAGUCAUGACUUUGGCACUUCCUCCCUAAGCAGUGAGGAGGAGUAUAGAGCUCUUGUAUUUCUUGAGAGCAAGGAUGACCUAACAUAUGAAAAGAGUUAUGCAGGUGUGGAAAAGCAGGCAGAUUACUCAGCUGAGCAGUCUGAGGUGGAGACCCCUACAAUCUCUGUUUCACCUCCACUGUACCCCUGUGAGAGAGAGGAGGAGGCAGAGAAUGUUGAAGAAAAUUAUUUUACAAGAGCUCCACUUAGAAAUCUAAACGGAGAGUGUCACAACUCGAAUAUUGAUAAUGGGCUUCCCACGCUCAUUCGCUGUUUUCAGCCACCCCUAGUGAAGACUCAGACAGUUACCCUCUCUGAUGUGUCCAAUGCUGUGAAAAGUGAAAUUCCAACAAACGAAGUUUCCAUUGUUCACACAGAGACCAAGACCAUCACCUACGAAGCUGCACAGACAGAUGAUGGCAAUGGGGACUCAGACCCUGGAGUCCUGCUCACUGCUCAGACCAUCACGUCAGAGACCACCAGUAGUACAACCACCACACAGAUUACAAAGACUGUAAGAGGUGGAAUUUCAGAGACAAGAAUUGAAAAAAGAAUUGUCAUCACAGGAGAUGCAGACAUUGACCACGAUCAGGUUCUAGUGCAGGCCAUCAAAGAAGCAAAAGAGCAGCAUCCGGACAUGUCUGUGACCAAGGUCGUCGUCCACCAGGAGACCGAGCUUGCUGAAGAAUAGCACAGCCAGGAGAUGUUUCUCCCAGACUGAGAGAACUCCAGAAAGGGAGGAGAGAGCGGUAGAGGAAAAACUGCAGAGAAACUACCUGGAGCACAAAGACCACAGAUUUUCAAGAUUUGCUGUCAAUAGCUGAACAUUCAUAUCACUUACUAGGAGUUACGCUUUGACAUUUACUUGGGAUUUUCCAGAAUAUAGUGGAUCCUUGUGAAUAAUUUUAUAUUGUAAAACACAGUAUGCCAUACUUCUCAUUGUACUGAAUGUUUUCUUAAAUAGGUUUUCAGUUUUGCGUUCCCUCAUGCAUAGCCUCCAUAGGCCCUCACAAAAGGGUUGGUUCUUAAGUCUUAUUCCUUCAGAUAUACCGGGGUUAAGCCAUGCUCAUGCGUAUUUUAGAAAUUGCACCUUAGAAUAACAGCUGUUUGAAAACCCUAGUGAUUGAUGGGGCCUUACUUAUUUGUCAGCGUGCGGCAUUUCUACUUGCUUCUUGCGAUUGGCCCUAGAUAUUUCCAGAAAACUCCAAGUCACGCUACCCAGGUGCACAAAACAGAGUUUCUGUACCUUUACUCUGCAUUUCCUUUCUUUUAUGAGUUUUGUUCCUUGAUGUUGUUCGAACAUAGUGGGUAGGGGGGGUUGUGGUGUAAUAUUCACACAUUUCAGUAGUUGGCUAGAUUAAGGAAUACUGGAAGUUGCUUCACAAACUCUCAUACUGUGAAUUCUAGAGCUUUAAGAGAACUGUGACAGGGCACUACCCCUUCCUGCUCCUCAGAGACUGCAUUUCUACUGAAUGCUACCUACCUAUUUUUGCUUUCUAGAUGCCAUUUAAAUAAGUCUAUAGAAGUGUAUGGUUAAGGAGUUUGGGCUCUGAAUGCUAUAUGGUAGGCUAUGCAGCAUUCGCAAUAGUUGAUUUCUCAGUGUCAGACUUUUAUUUGUUUAAUUUUUCAAUAAGUUUGUAAAUCAUGUUUUUUCCAGUACUAUUUAAAGCUAUCCACAAAUCAGGGCGGGAGUGUGUGUGUGUGUGUGUGUAAUCUUAACUUAAUUUAAAAUCAUCUCUUAAACACUCUCACCUUCCUAGAAAUGUAAGCUCAAUUUGGGCUGGCAGUCCAAGACAUUCUCACAGCUGUAGAUUAUAGCAACUAGUGGGAACAAAGUCAAACCGUUUGGAAAGUGCACAUGCUCAGAUCACUGGCAUCUCCCUCUCCACAUAAAUUAAGGUUCUGUAGUACAUUGGCUCCUUCACUGCCAUGCUGCAAUGAAACACCAGAGCUGGCUGCAGUUUUCAGCUUCUGGAUGAUGGUGCAUUCAGGUCUAUAAUGACAGCUACCCAGGUGCUGUUUUAAAACAUCCCAUGUACUUUACCAAAAAAGCACUGAAAGUAUUUUUUCUAGAUACUCCUGUCAUAUCCACUGUAGCAGCUUAUGGCAUACUUAAUAGAAGUUGGGUUUUUUAAAACUGUAAUAAUUUUUUUAAGUAUUUUUAGGGAGAAUGUGUGUGAAUGGAAUUUUCUACCUGGAGAUGAUCCAUAAAUUUGUAAGGUGACCACUGUGGUGUUAAUCAUGACUUUCAAAAUGAGAGCAUAAUGCUUCUGUGGGGGUAGGAUAUACCUCCUUUCAUGUCAGCAGCAGCAGAUCACCACCACCUGUUUGGAGUUAAUGGAAACCUCUUAAUCAUGCCCUGGUUUUUCUUUCCAGCAAUAUUUUAAAGUUUUGUAAUGAAUAGAGUUGCAAGCAAUAUUUUUUUUUAAAGAUAGGGCUUUGAAGUUGUAUCUGGUGUGGCACACCUCUAGCGGUGAGGGAGAACCCUUUGCUGCUAAGCUACAUUCCAGGAUGAGAAGAAACUGGCAGUAAGUGCUUUACUUAAAGUUUGACCAUGUUUAAAAAAAAAAAAAAAAAAAAAAAAAAAAAAGAGGUAGAAGACUGAGCUAGACUCAGUGACUUACUGUUUGGUUGAAAAUUGUCUUUAAAUGGCACUGUCUUUACAAUUACAAUUUCAGCCCACCUUAAAGCAGGGCUGGCUCCAGGGUUUUUACCACCCUAAGUGGCCGAAAAGAAAAGAAGCUGUGAUCGGUGGCUGCUCCACCGCACCACUUUCUUCUUCGGUGGCAGGUCCCUCUCUCCAAGAGGGACUGAGGGACCUGCUGCCGAAGAGCCCGAUAUACUGCCCCUUCCCCUUGGCUGCCCCAAGCACCUGCUUGCUGAGCUGGUGCCUGGAGCCGGCCCUGCCUUAGAAUAAGUUGUUAGUAUUGGCUGGAGACACUGUCUCAAAGGAUUAUGGAGCUGCUUGAAUAGUGGUGCACUUAUCAGCAUCGUGCUUCCUAUGAAGGCAGCUGUUUUGUGGGAAUGCUACUUUAUCUCCUGUAGGCAGACAUUUAAAUGUGCAGUUAGCUAGUGAACUGCAAUUUAGACCUGGUUUCCUGCUCUGGGUGGAACCAUGUGGUCUUUAGACUGGAGCUCCAGGCCCUCUGUUUACCAACCACAAAAAUCUGACAGGCCCAACCAGACUGGACACCUAUGAGGCAGUUUCCUCCCACAAUAAGCUUUCAGUGACACAGUUUUGUCAAAACAAAGCAUUUCACUCAUUCAUCCACCCAGAAGGCACAUAGCGCAGAGGGUUAGUCAGAGGCCUAUCGGCAUGAAUCAGCCUCUCUAACCAGAGCUUUGGCAGGUCAACUUUAUUCCAGCCCCUGCUCCUGAAUCUGAGGAUUAGUUUGCAUCUCCACAGCCCUUUUCAGUCUGCUGCCAAACCUUUCUCUUCCUCCCUGGGACAAAUCCUACAACUGGCAACUAUCUUACUAAGGCUGAGGAGAGGGAUAAAAACAUCGCUGUAGCUUUGCUGGCACCUGCUGGGUACAACUAAUAAUCUGGCAGUUGUGGUUGAGCAUUUGCUGGGAUGUUCCUUAUCCAGGUCAUUGUUUUGCCUUUCCUGUUUGGUUGCUCUAACAUGCUAUUGCAAGCAGUAUGCAGACUAUUCAUAGUUUCCCAGUUCUUCACAGCUGGUUUCAUGGAACUUUUUAAUUUGCCCCUAGCACUUAACAACAUUUGGAGGUUGGGGGGGUUUAGAUAUGCCUCUUUAGUGAAGGAAGUACUAAGAACCUUGACACCCCUGUAAUUUAGUUCACACCCAACCUUGUUCAAUAAAGCCUUGGCAGCACAAAGUUUGAUCUUAUUUAAAAAAAAAAAAAAAAACACUCCUAAGAAAUGGAGAUCUUGACUUGUCUAAGAUCCAGAGGAAUUUCUUGUUGGUGAGAAGUUUUUCCCUUCCCAAACAAUGGUGCACAAGCACUUCCUACAUGUUACAGGCUUCUGCCUUUGCAAGAAAACCCCUUCUUAAAAAGAGACAAGACAUAGAAUAGUGUAACUUUUAGCUAGCUGUGCUGCUCAGAUUCCCUUGAUAGCAUUAAGCGUGCUUGUUUCUUCUGUUUAUCCUCUGAUAUUAUACGUCAGUGCUCUCUUCGUGGGACAAAACACAGUGCAAACCAAACUGGCUUCCGAAGACAGGCAAAACUUCUUAGUUGCCACACCCACGCAAUCCCAGCACCCUUCUGACGGACAAGUUUUUACCAACAGAAGGUUCUCCUCGUCCAGAUCUUGGAGAGGAGUAGAGGUUGCUACUGGAACUGCUCCUACUGAAGCAGUUGAGCUUUUCAUAGAGGGACAGGGAAGAAAUAGUAGCAGUAGGCAGAGUGAAUCUUACUAAAACCUAACUAAAUUAACUUCUGCCUGUGUCCCAUCCCACUUCACCUCUUCCUCCUACAAUGAGUUGAUCAGAUUGAGUUUUAAAAUUUGGUCCACCUUGAACUGUGAAUUUCAUGUCAAUGUAACAUAUGAACAAGGUCUGUAUUUAUAAGAUAUGAAUGUUCUUAGCUAAUCCCAGUCCAGGAGGUAAGCCAGAGACUGGCUUGAUUGUAUAGUAUACACUUUUCAGAAGCUAUUUAUAUAUGAAUGAAUAUAUAGAAAGGAAGGCAGGAGAAGCAAGACCUCUGAUUAAUUAACCUGGAAAGGCAGACUGCAAUCUCCAAACAAUACAGCUGUAUUAAAGGAUGGACUGACUGAGUUCUGAUUUUAGUAAACUGUAGUUUGCUGAUUUCAUACAAUGUACAAUUACCUUAAGAGAUGUUAGUGUCCCAACCAUGGGUUUUUUUACAAGUUUAAUCAGAAUUUAGCUACAAAUAUGAAGGAGCUUUGUACAUUUUUUUAAGACAAUUGUGAAUUGUCUAGAAUAGCUGUUUACAUCUUUUCUUUACAACAAAUAGGAAAUAUCACAACAGACUUAAAAUUGGCAUAUCGUUAUAGAUUGAAUAGUAAAUGACAGGAGCUGUUAUUUUGGACUUUUGUAGUAAUUCAAAGGGAAGGUUGCUGUAGUAUUUAGACAGACCUAAGUGUUCAAUAUUGUUUCUUGUAUUGCAUUUUUCAAUAAAUUUUCAAACUAC
Molecule: messenger RNA, 8039 nt
Organism: Gopherus flavomarginatus (Mexican gopher tortoise)
Lineage: Eukaryota; Metazoa; Chordata; Testudines; Testudinidae
Gene: EPB41
Product: erythrocyte membrane protein band 4.1
Exons: 26
Coding region: 119-3616 (1165 amino acids)
Biological process (GO): cortical actin cytoskeleton organization
Cellular component (GO): cytoskeleton; plasma membrane
Molecular function (GO): structural molecule activity; actin binding
Source: RefSeq, a predicted model, not a curated record